This is a messenger RNA of Mus musculus (house mouse), 5231 nucleotides long. RefSeq names its product G protein-coupled receptor 39 (gene Gpr39). NCBI's taxonomy places the organism in Eukaryota, Metazoa, Chordata, Mammalia, Rodentia, Muridae. The transcript has 2 exons. Gene Ontology annotation, biological process: G protein-coupled receptor signaling pathway. Gene Ontology annotation, molecular function: G protein-coupled receptor activity. The coding region runs from base 350 to 1720 and encodes 456 amino acids. The record is from RefSeq and is marked validated. Gene Ontology annotation, cellular component: plasma membrane; membrane.
AGUGCCAGGGACCUGGAAGGGAGAGGAGGAUCCGCCGCCAGACAGAGUUCUGCGGCUCUUACUCAGAGUUGAGUAGGGAGGUCAGAGCCUCCUCCGGACUGGUCCCUCCUCACCCGGAGUGACUAUCUCCAAACCCCACCGCCACCCACUGCGUCGCCAGGGAUUCUAGGGUGAAUUAUUCCAGGAAGUUACAAUGAGAGAGCCGAAAAACUAAGUCACUCCUGGCCAGCCAACCACAGUGACAGAAAAGUGUUGCGCCCACGCUGGUGAGUUGCGGGGCUUCUUUGGGAGGCCGAAGAAAGGGCAGUGGAGACAUUUGGGGACCUGGUGGUCUGGGUCUCUCUUCCUCAUGGCUUCAUCCAGUGGCUCCAACCACAUCUGCUCCCGUGUCAUCGAUCACAGCCAUGUUCCUGAAUUUGAGGUGGCCACUUGGAUCAAAAUCACCCUCAUCUUGGUGUACCUGAUCAUCUUUGUGGUAGGCAUCUUGGGCAACAGCGUCACCAUCAGGGUUACGCAGGUAUUGCAGAAGAAGGGCUAUUUGCAGAAGGAGGUGACAGAUCACAUGGUCAGUUUGGCUUGUUCAGAUAUCUUGGUCUUUUUGAUUGGCAUGCCCAUGGAGUUCUACAGCAUCAUUUGGAACCCCCUGACCACACCCAGCUAUGCUCUGUCCUGUAAGCUCCACACGUUCCUCUUUGAGACGUGCAGCUACGCCACACUGCUGCACGUGCUGACCCUCAGCUUUGAGCGCUACAUUGCCAUUUGUCAUCCCUUCAAGUAUAAAGCAGUGUCUGGACCUCGCCAGGUGAAACUGCUGAUUGGCUUUGUAUGGGUCACCUCCGCCCUGGUGGCACUGCCUUUGCUCUUUGCCAUGGGUAUCGAGUACCCUCUGGUAAACGUACCCACUCACAAGGGACUCAACUGCAACCUCUCUCGCACCCGCCACCACGAUGAACCUGGAAACUCCAAUAUGUCCAUCUGCACGAACCUCUCCAACCGUUGGGAGGUCUUCCAGUCCAGCAUCUUUGGGGCCUUUGCUGUUUACCUGGUGGUCCUGGCGUCUGUGGCUUUCAUGUGUUGGAAUAUGAUGAAAGUGCUAAUGAAGAGCAAGCAGGGCACUCUUGCAGGGACCGGGCCACAGCUCCAGCUGAGGAAGUCAGAGAGUGAGGAGAGCCGGACAGCAAGAAGACAGACCAUCAUAUUCCUGAGACUGAUUGUGGUGACGUUGGCCGUGUGUUGGAUGCCCAAUCAGAUCCGACGGAUCAUGGCUGCAGCAAAACCCAAACAUGACUGGACCAGAACGUACUUCAGGGCAUACAUGAUCCUCCUGCCCUUCUCUGAUACCUUCUUCUACCUCAGCUCUGUGGUCAACCCUCUCCUCUACAACGUGUCCUCUCAGCAGUUCCGGAAGGUGUUCUGGCAGGUGCUCUGCUGCCGCCUGACUCUGCAGCAUGCCAACCAAGAGAAACGCCAGCGUGCCCGCUUCAUCUCCACCAAGGACAGCACCAGCUCAGCCCGCAGCCCCCUCAUCUUCCUAGCCUCCCGGCGCAGUAACUCUUCCUCCAGGAGAACUAACAAGGUUUUCUUAAGCACUUUUCAGACUGAGGCCAAGCCUGGAGAGGCUAAGCCCCAGCCCUUGAGUCCUGAGUCACCACAGACUGGCUCAGAGACCAAACCAGCUGGGUCCACCCCAGAAAAUAGUUUACAGGAGCAGGAAGUAUGAAUGGCAAGUUCAGAAGCCUUGAGCCGAAACUGGCUCUCCCCUCCCGCAAAAGCAAAGUUACCUUCACGCAGCAGCAGUCUCUGAAUAGACUGUGACUCCUACUGGGACAGAAUGGAAGCUCAAGGCUUUGGGAAAGGCAGAUGCGUAUCUCAAUGACUUCUAAGGGCUGGUUCUUCCAGGCUAGCCUUGGCGGUGGUUAACCAGAUUGGGAUGGGAGGGUCUGGACUUUCUGCUCCAUGCUUUUUUCUUCAACUACACACAGAAAUUCAGAAUGAAUUGGUUCAGAGCUUACAAAAGUAUUUGUGCACGGCAAUCUUGCGUUACUUGAAAGGAGGGAACAAAAAGACUCCCUUGUCUACCCAGAAUAAAAGGACACCCAGAAGAGACUCGGGAAGGUGAGAGACGAAGGGCCAGACAGGUGAGGCAGCAGGGGUUGGCAUCUCCUUUAGCUUCAGCAGUGUGCCAAGCAGAGGGCUAAGUGGAAGAACAGGAGAGUGGUGAGAAGCCCUGGCCUGAUGGCCGAGGCAGAGCUGCCUCUCUUCUUGGGCCUCGGCCCAUUGCAAAGAGGGGUGUUGCAGCAGCUGAUGCACACGGAGUUCAGUUUCCCAGGGGAACAGAAGGACUGGUACCCAGCUGAAGCAAUGAGACAGGCUGCUGACGAUGCACACGACUUCCGGUACAUGAUCCCUAUAACACAGGCCCAGAGAAGUGGGGUUAGCAUAUGUGAUCUGCAGUCCAGCUAUCUCUUUGUGCCCAAAUCUGAGUGCAUAACCUUUCCUUAACUCCUCCCACAGAAAGGGCUCUUAUCUCCUGAUCUGGGAGAUGGUUCAGGGGAUAAGAAUUCUCAGACUUAUUGGAGUCUGGGAGUUCUUUUGGGUGGGCAUGGAGGUCACCAAACACACAGAACUUAUGGUGAAUGUUGUUCCAACAGAGAUUUUAGUUGCUGGUGUCCAUGAAUAAAGAGCUAUUAAAAUCAAAGUCUCCCCUCACCACUCUGUGUGUGCAAUGCAUGUGUAUAUGUUCAUACAUGCAAUGUAUGUAUAUAUGUUCAUGUAUGCAAUGUAUGUGUAUAUGUGAGUGCAGUAUCCUCAGAUUCCAGAAGAGGGAAUUGGAUUCGUUUGGAAUUGGAGUUACAGGCAGUUGUGAGCUGUCUUAAGGAGGUGUUGGGAGCUAAACUCAAGUCCUCUGCAUCCUUGUAACCAUCUCUCCUGCCCCUACACUCAGCUUUUUAAUAUGGGUUCUAAGGAUCAAAGAAAGUUAAGCCCUCAUGGUUGCAAUGGCAAACACAUUACCGAUGCAGCCAUGUCUCCAGCAACAAUGUCUAUUUUAAAGUCAGCUCCUAAUUUAUACUAGACAACAAGGUUUUUCUUUCCUUUGUUACUGUUUAAACCAUCUCACGCUAGCAGCACAGACAACAUAUCCAGAUAUUAUUUUCAUUAUCACCUAAUAAGUGGCCAUAGAGAGAUGGCUACCAACCAGGAAUUUAUUAAAUCCAAAGAGCAAAUCCCAAAGGGAGCAAUCCCACUGUCUAUUGUAGGGACUUCACUUUUAGGGGUAGACUAAGUUUAAAGGGCAAAUAGAGAGGCACUAGCAGGCACCGACAGCAUGCUCAGGACAAUCUGUUCUCUGGGAAAGCCUGGUUCUCUGGAAGAAGUUUUGACCCCAGGACAAGUUGAAUCAAAGAGCUGGUUCUUGAUGACAGGUGCUGUGGUAACAGAAUGUUUCCCAAGGGACUGGGAAAUGAUUCAGUGGGCAAAGAGCUUGCCAUGCAAGCAGGAAACCCUGAGUUAAGAUCCCCAGAACUCUAAGAGAAAACCCCAGGUGUGCUAACACAAGCCUAGCUCCUCCCACACUCUACAUGAGAAGGCAGAAGGGAUUCCUGGAGCUUAGUGUCCAGCUGGCCUAACGAUGCAGGUUCAGAGAGAGACUAAUAUGGAGAAGUAGUUGAGACAGACACCUGAUAUUGACCCCUAGCUUCCUCACACAUGUGCACACAACACACAAAUGCACCUGCAUGUACAUGUUCACUCACCCACACAUACAAAGAAGCUUCCUGAAGGGACCACAGAACUCACUCAUCUUCAGGAGUCAUCUAUGAUGAGCAUGUGAUUUUUAUUUUUUAAGCUAUGAGUUUACUACAGUUAAGCAAUAGUGACAGUGAUAACAAGCCUAGCAGGCAUGAGGCCCUAGGUUCCACUCAGCACUGCAUACAUGGGUUGUAGUAUGCAUUCUUGUAACCCUAGCACUUGGGAGGUAGAGGCAUGGGAGUUCAUGGGAGUUCAUCCUCAGCUACAUUGUCAGUUUGACGAUAUCUGGACUACAUAAGGUCCUGUCUCAAAGGAGUUACAAUUUUAAUAGCCCCGUGUAAGGGCCGUCCUGGAUGUCAGGCACUGUACAGGUGGCUAUCAUAUGCCAGCUUACUUAGUUCCAUUUAUAAAUUUAGAUAUAGUGUGCCCUUGAAAGGCCUGUGUAGAAAAAGUUUGGUUCCCAGCAUGGAGAGCUAGGAGGUGGGUACAGGGAGAGGUCUCAGGUCACAGCAUGUGUACUCCUAAAGAGGACAGUUGUGACCCCUCUCCCUCCCUGUCAUGUGUGUGUGUGUGUGUGUGUGUGUGUGUGUAUGUGUGUGUGUGUGUGUGUGUGUACAUACGUGGAGGCCAGAAGGAAAUCUCAGAUGCCCUCAGGAACCACCCAUCUUGAUUUUUGAGGUAAGGUCUCUCACUGUUCCGAUUAGACUACACUGAGUGGCCAGUGAGCCUGAAGUCCCUGAAAUCAUAAGCAUGUACCACCACAUACGGAUUUGUUUAAAGCAUGUGUUCUGGGAAUCAAACUCGGGCUCACAUGCUUGCACAUUGCUGACUGAGAGAUCUCCACAGCCCUUUCAAAACUGUUAGCCCAAACAAGUCUUUCUUCUCCCGACAUUGAUUAAUGUAAGCAUUGUGUGCAUUUUAAGCACACAGUGAUGACAAGCUGACUAGCGUGGCUUGAAAGUACUAGGGUGAAGGGUCACAUGAUCUUCUCUAUCGUGCAGAUCCAGAGCCUGGGAGCUAGUUACUGAGGCUUAGUAACUUGCACAGGUCCCAUCAUCAGACUCUCUCCUGUCAUCUGCUAUAGAACCUUUCACAGUGACAGCUGUAGCUUGAGUGAGAAAUACCCUCCAUAGGCUCAUGUGAUCAGCAUUUGGUCUCUGGGUAGCGGCACUGCUUGGAAAGGUUCUAGAGCAUUUAGAGAAGGCUGGAGGAAGUGGAUCACUGGAGAUCAGCCAUGAUGUUUGAUAGCCUGGUCCUAUUUCUUGUGUGAAUGCUGCUUCCUGACUACAGAUGCAUUGUGCUCUUGCUAUCUGCCCUGUGAUGGACUGUAUCCUUCUUAAACUUAAGCUGUACCAACCUAGUGUCACAGCACAGCUGUGGAUGUGGCCCAACACAUUUGUGGAUGGUAAUGUCAUAUCAUAAUGUCAAAAGCCUGGACAGUCCUGCAUGUGUGCCAAAAUAAACCUUUCAGAUUUUUGUGUCAA